CUAUCAGUAGAAUUCAUCAAGUGACAUUUACUAAUCAUAGAAAUAGAUGUAUUCCUAUAUAUUACUGUACGAUAUCAUCGGGAUUUUCAUAAAAUCUUUGACUAUUCCAAUUUAGGAUUUAUGAUAAGAUUUUGACGUAAUCUUUUGAAGCAUGAUAGCGCACACGUUCACGCUUUGGUUCGUAAAUAUUACGAGUUUCAACUCGCAGAAUAGCGGUAGAACUACAUAUGGUAAAACACUGUUUACUUGUUAACCUUUAAUCAUAUAGUACAAAUGAAAUAUGCUAGGCGGUGAUUCAGGUUUAAACGAAGGAGUGAUGGUUGGCUUUACAAGGCUUAAUUCGAAGCAAGAAGACAUUCAAGUUCACCAGAAAGAAAUUCUUGGUGUUUCUUAUGAAGGAAAUGCAAGAUGGAAGAAGAAAACAAUGUAUGCUCGAUGUGGAGUAGGAGUCCUAACUAUCAUAUGCACCAUAUUAAUGAUAGCUCUUCUUCUCACUUUUGAACUUAAUCUUGCAUGUAACUCCAACAAUGGAACAACCAGCUCCAAUGGCAGACAAUCUUUAGAAAGUGCUGCCAAGUUCCUUCUUUUUUCAGAUUUACAUUUGGAUGAUUUCUAUGAUGAUUCAGUUGGCCCAGACCCCACAAACUGUAGAAUGUUAGGAAACUACAGCAAAGCCAGCUAUAAAGCACCCUAUGGACGAGUAGACUGUGACUCACCAUUAACAUUGAUUGACAGCAUGUUAAAAGCAGCUAAGGGAAUUAGCCAGGAUUACAACUUUGCUUUAAUGACAGGGGAUUUUUCUGCUCAUAAGAUGGAUCGUCCAUACUUCACAAAUUCUACGGUGCCACAUCAUGUGCUGCAAAACAUUGCUUUAGCUGUAAACAGUAUUAGAAAGGAAUUUCCUUCUACACCUGUAUUCCCUAUACUUGGAAACAAUGAUCUACCUGACCAUUAUGUCCUUCCAUUGGAUGAAACAUGGUACAAUGAAACCCUUGUCCUUUUUGCACCUCUUAUCCUGUGCAGUGGUUGUCCUGCAGAAGUGCCAAAACCAACAUCUAUGGAUAUCCUGGAGAAGACUUACUUGGAUGGUGGUUAUUACAGUGUCAACUUGACAACAAAACAUGGGCCAAUUGUUCUCAUUGUCUUAAAUACUAUGUACUGGAAUGUUUAUGCAAGCACAGGCAACCCAGUCAUUCAAGCUGUAGCUAGACGACAAAUGGCAUGGUUUCAUAGACAACUAAAACAGGCAAAGAUCAAUGACCAAAAAGUUAUCAUAGCUAGUCAUAUUGCUCCAGGGAUUGAUCCUUUUAAUGGUGCAAGUUUUUGGUUAAGUAACUACACAGAUAUGUAUAUCAAAAUAGUUACUGGGGAUUAUAGAAAUGUUGUUGCAGGUCAGUUUUUUGCUCAUAUUCACAAGGAUGAUUUUCACCUACAAACACAACAGGUCCAUAUGUUCAGCCAGCCACCUGCUAAUACAUCAUUUGCAAUCUUUUCGCCUUCUGUAUCUCCUGUCUAUUCCAAUAACCCUUCUUUUAGGGUGGUGUAUAUUGACGAAGAAGAAAGAGCUUUGCUGGAUUAUGAUCAGUAUUAUUUGAAUCUAGUCAUGGCAACAGAAUUCAAUGCAACCAACUGGCAGUUUAGUUAUCGAUUUAGCGAGCAUUAUCCGUCAUCUAUUCCCUAUAUCAAUGCUGAUCGUAUAUAUGAGCUAAACCAAGGUCUGUUAAACACGACAAGUGACAAAAUUUGGCUUAACUACAUCUUCUCACGUACAGUAAAUUACCAACCAGGAACUUAUUCACGAUUCCAACUUUACUGUGCAAUGAGAUAUGUGUUUAAUGAAGGGUACCAGAAGUGCAUCUCUAAGUACAAUGUUCCAGGAGGAUAAUACAAAUUAGUGUAGCAUAACCCGUGCAAAAAAAUGUUCUUGGAAGUUAUUAUAUAUAUUAUUUUUUAAUAUAUAUUUUUAAUGUUUUCCUUACAAAAACUGUCAAUGAGUUAUAAAGUAGAUGGUGGAUUAAGAACACAA
Messenger RNA from Actinia tenebrosa (Australian red waratah sea anemone), 2026 nucleotides. RefSeq names its product cyclic GMP-AMP phosphodiesterase SMPDL3A. The record is from RefSeq and is a predicted model, not a curated record. NCBI's taxonomy places the organism in Eukaryota, Metazoa, Cnidaria, Anthozoa, Actiniaria, Actiniidae. Gene Ontology annotation, molecular function: phosphoric diester hydrolase activity.